Cyprinus carpio (common carp) is the source of this 3627-nucleotide messenger RNA. RefSeq names its product laminin subunit beta-3-like. Bases 124 to 3573 code for a protein of 1149 amino acids. Lineage: Eukaryota; Metazoa; Chordata; Actinopteri; Cypriniformes; Cyprinidae. The transcript is spliced from 23 exons. The record is from RefSeq and is a predicted model, not a curated record.
CACACAUACAGGUGAGCAGGUCCUGAAUUAAAAGCCGAACACACACAGCACACGCUGCAUUUGAACACUUCACACACACAGAACUACAGCAUUCAAACACUAACGGAUCGUUAUAUUGUCUGGAUGAAGACGUGGAUUUUUCUCUCAUUAGCAGCUCUGUCUGCGGUGUGUGUGGGACAGCAGGACUGCUGGCGCGGGGCGUGUUACCCUGCGAUGGGCGACCUGCUGCUGGGGCGAGAGCAGAACCUGCGCGCCUCCUCCACAUGUGGUCUGAUGGGGUCUGAGGUGGUCUGCACUCCACACGGACAGUGGAAGAUGAAAUGCUGUCCGUGUGACUCUCGUAACCCGGCGGCGUAUAACGCGCACACCAUCCAGAACGUGAUCUCCAGCGCAGGGCCUAACCGAUGGUGGCAGUCCAAGAAAGAUGUGAGUCCCGUGACGCUGCAGCUGGAUUUAAAUGGAAUGUAUCACCUGGAAACCGUCUUACUCUCUUUUAAGGGCCCAAGGCCUGACGCGCUGAUCAUCGAGAGGUCGAAGGAUUUCGGUCGCUCUUGGCAGCCUGUCCUGUACAUGGCCACCGACUGCCCAUCCACCUUUCCUCAGGUGGGCACCUCGUUUCCACGCACCUUCGAGGAAACGUACUGCUUCACGCUAACAUCCACCGCCGCUGACCCCUACAGGGACCAGAAGAUUCAGUUUUAUCCUCUGCGUCAGUUCGCAGACAUCGACGUACCGAACGAAUAUAAAAUCGAAGUGGCGUCCGGUUUCACGGGUCUGAGGGUCAACCUGACUCAGCUGGGUUCGGUUCCCAGCAUGCCCGGCCGCAGUCUGAGCCAGUUUUACGCCCUGCGAGAGAUGCGGGUGAUGGGAUCCUGCUUCUGCCACGGACACGCCAACCGCUGCCUCCCCGACAACAACCUGCCCAACACACAGGUCAGUGGCGUGUGUGACUGUCAGCACAAUACAGCAGGCGUGAACUGUGACCGAUGUGAUGACCUCCAUAAUGACCUUCCCUGGAAACCUGCGGAAAAUGGAAACACACACACCUGCAAACGCUGUGAGUGUAAUGAUCACGCGGAUCGCUGUCACUUUGACGCGGAGCGUUACGAGGCGACGGGCCGCAGGAGCGGAGGAGUGUGUGACUACUGCACUCAUCACACCACCGGACCCAACUGUGAGCGCUGCGCUGACUACUACUACAGAAACCCUCUGAGUGACAUCAGGAGCCCCGAUACCUGCCUGCGCUGUCUGUGUAGCGCGGCCGGCUCUGUGAACGGAGGUCAGUGUGACGCUCAGACGGGAGAGUGUGUGUGUAAAGCAAACGUUGAAGGCGAUGGCUGUGACCGAUGCAAAGCUGGAUACUACAACCUCAACGCCAACAACCCUCUGGGCUGCUCCAAGUGCUCCUGUAGUCCAGGCGGCUCGGUCAGGGGUGUUUGUGAUCAGCUGAUGGGUCAGUGUGAGUGUCGCCCUCGUGUGGAGGGUUUGUCAUGUGACCGCUGUGCUGCGGGUUACUGGAACCCAUCGUCGCCCAGCGGCUGCCAGCCAUGUGACUGUGACCCGGUGAACGCCCGCAGCGCCACCUGUGACCAGCACACGGGUCAGUGUCUGUGUCGCCCCGGCAUCGGGGGCCGGACCUGCAGCGGUUGCCCUGACAACACGUACGGAGAUCCUCUGAUUGGCUGCAGACGGUGUGACUGUGAUCCAUCGGGCACAGAGUCGGGUGGCUGUGACAAACGUACAGGUGCGUGUCUCUGUAAACCGGGUGUAACCGGCGCCCGCUGUGACGUCUGCAGCCGCGUCCACUGUGCCAGUUUCCCAGAGUGCCCCGCGUGUCCGUCCUGCUUCUUCAGCAUGAACGGCCGUCUGCAGGAGCUCAUGCUGGCACUGGAGCACCUCUCAAACUACCAGAUCCCCUCCACCGACACCAACCGCAGGAUCCAGACGCUGAUAGACACACUCACACACCUGCAGGAGACCAUCUCUGUCCCGCCGGAGUCCAGCCGCGCACUGACCGACAACCUGCAGAGACUCAACCAGAUCAAGUCUCAGCUGAACGGUUUGACUGAAGAGCUGGCAUCCCAGCCGCGGGACGGUGAUCUCAAUCACAGUCUGGACGACCUGCAGGGGCUUCUGUCGUCUCUGCGUCUGGAGUUCUUCACUAAGAGAGACGCUUUCACUAACGCCACCGGAUCCAACAACGCCAGCACCUUCUACGCCAUCCAGAAGUCAUAUGAGAAGUCGACGGAUGCCGCCAAACGAGCUGACACCGCUAAAGACACGCUGAAGAAGUCUGAGGGCCUGAGCGACCUGAAAGACGUGCAGCACGCAAACACCAUAGAUUUGGAGAAACUCAAGAAGGAUCUGGCAACUCGGCCGAAUCUGACGCCCACCUCAAACAAGGUGUGCGGCGGCAAUCGCAUGGAGUCCUGCACUCCGGAGCUCUGCGCUGGUGGUCUGUGUCCUCCUGACGGAGCGCCCCCUUGUGGAGCGGAGGAACCCUGCGCCGGAGCGCUGCCCAAUGCCAACAAGGCCUUUCAGGACGCCGACGAGGUGAAGGCCAAACUACAGGAUCUCAACAACAAGAUCACGCAAGCAGCUGCACAGAUACAGGAAGCUCAAAAUUCCACCAAUAGGGUGAGACUGUCCACAGACGAGCUGGCCAAUCAGAUUAAGCAGGUGCAAGCCAAUGUGGAUAAAGACCUGAAGAACACCAAAGACUUCAUAAACAAUCUCAAGGACUUCCUGUCAGAGCCUCAUUCAGAUCCGAAUGAGGUACAGCGGGUGUGUGAGGCCAUUCUGGAUGCUCAGGUUCCUCUGAGCAUGGAGAAGCUGAAGCAGAAGCUGAAGGAGCUGCAGAAUCUGGCGUCUUCACUGCCAAACAGCAGCAGAGUCCUGGAGAACAGCAGAGAGCAGCUGGAGAACGGCAGACACCUGCUGGAGGAGGCUAACAACACACGUGACGCUGCGUUCAGUAUCCAGCAGGAGGCUGAUAGCAUCCUGGAAAAGAUGGGCGACAAUGAGGCCAUUUUCAAAGAGCUGGAAGACAAGAUCCAUCAGAGCGUCGUCAUCGCAAACAACAUCAAGAACGACGUCAAACAGAUAGAGGACGUGCUGCCUCCCGCCGAGCAGGGGAUUGUGGGAGUCGCAGAGCUGCUGGAUGAGAUGCGCCCCCUGCUGGACGGCCUGAAGAAAGACGCGACGACGGGAACGACGCAUGCGAACGAAGCUCAGGAUCAGGCAAAUUCAGCACAGGACGAGGCCGAACAAGCGGCAGAGGAGCUGGAAGAGCUGAAGGAGGAGUUCGAGCGGAUGAAACGCACAGUGGCUGCAAACACUGAGAUGGGUGAAGACUCCGCCCGCUUACAGGCGCUACAGAAGGAGGCGGAGUCUCUGAUGACGGACACCAAUGACAUCAUGCAGGCUCUGAAAGAUAAGGAGGCAUCCAUUCGUCAGGGAGCGGCGGAGCUGCAGCAGAACGCGGCGCGGCUGACCGGUCUGGACGAUCAAGUGAAGAAACUCAGAGACGACAUCCGCUAUAAAGUCACCAGUCUGAACAUAUGCCAGGGCUGAGGACCACAACACACGAGAAACACUCAUGUGCAACCAAUAAAGUGUCUGAAUGAA